ACGCCACCAUGCCGCGAACCCAGCCCAGUUUGUGUAGCCAUUUGAUUAAGUGACCUUCUCGCCAACGCAGGAUCAAUUUGUUCAUGUCGAAUGCGGUUCGACUAAGCUGCACUCUUAGAGCCUGAGUUAUCCGCCGCAAUGACGUUGGAAAGCGGUUUGCAACAUCCGGAUGCCAAUGCCAUGAGGCUGUAUUCCAGGUUCCUGUCCACCGCACUGACUGUGGCCACUGGGAACAGCUCCUCGGAUGGCGCCGUGCUCCUCAUCCAAGCUACUGCGGCUCCAACAGGCGAAAUAACAACGUCUAAUGGAGCCGGCACAGCCCUCAAGGUGGGUGUGCCCUCGAUGAACUCCUAUCUGGUCAGCAUGGCGUGGCCCAAGUCACUGGCGGUGGCCGUCUUCCUGGUCAUCAUCCUUGUCACCGUGGUCGGUAAUACACUCGUCAUCCUCGCCGUUCUGACCACACGCCGCCUGCGAACCGUCACCAACUGUUUCGUGAUGAACCUGGCCAUCACCGAUUGGCUGGUCGGAACGUGCGUGAUGCCCCCCUCGGUGGUCCUCUACAUAACAGGCACUUGGCGCUUCGGCUGGAUACUGUGCGACAUUUGGAUCUCGCUGGACAUCCUGCUCUGCACCGGCUCCAUCCUCAGCCUGUGCGCCAUCAGUCUGGACAGGUAUCUCGCCGUCACACAACCAUUGACGUACUCCAAGAAGCGGCGCUCCAAGCGGCUGGCCCUGCUCAUGAUACUCGUCGUGUGGAUAACGGCCCUGUCAAUCACGUGUCCGCCCUAUUUGGGCUGGUACGAGGCGGGCAGGCAUCAGGCGGAGUUCGUGGACUGCCGCUACAACCAGAACAAGGGCUACGUGGUCUUUUCGGCAAUGGGAUCAUUCUUCAUCCCCCUCACCGUGAUGCUGUACGUCUACGUUAAGAUUGGCUAUGUGCUCACAUCACGGCGGCAGCGCAUUGUGCGCGAUGCGAACUCGGAGCGCACGGCAGACUACGAUGUGGACGGGGACAACUUCAUCUCCGAGUCGGAGCACUAUCACUGCACGCCAACCAAGUGGCUGCCGAACAGGAAGUCCCGCUGGAGAUUCAACUCGCUGCACGACCCAUCCAGCACCACCGCCGCUGCCACGAACAUGACCAAGGGACACCAGCCGUCAGUCAAGUGCCCCAAGUGCUCCUCCACGACAGCCGGAGUCCCGGUGGCGGACAAAACGCUGACGUUCAAGCACCAGCCCACUUUUUACGAGCUGGUCGAGGUGUCGCGUCUCUCCUCGCUCAUCCACUGCUCGGCAAUUAGCUGCAAGUACGGCGGACCCUGCAUGCACUCCACGCCCUCGGGAAUGCACUACGUGGGCACGGAGGCCUCCUUCACGGACACCUGCCUGGGUGCCGCCUCCGCACUGGAGGCCACCGAUAAACUGGAGGCGGAAACCCACUCACAGCAGAAGCAGCAGCAGCAGCAGCAGCAACAGCGAUCCUUUGACCUGCCACAUGGCCAUCAGCAUCAUCAUCAUGGCUCCCAGAACCAUCACAACCACCAUCAUCGGAUGCCGAUGCGAGUGUCGACCACGAAACGUGAUAGCAAGACCGCCAAGACCCUGACAAUUGUGAUGGGCGGCCUAAUUGCUUGCUGGCUGCCCUUCUUCGUCUAUUAUCUGCUGAUACCCUUCCUGCCGCCACCCGCCGUCCUCCAGGACCUCAUGUUCGGCUUCACCUGGAUUGGCUGGGUCAACUGCGCCAUCAACCCCUUCAUCUACGCCUUCUACAACCCGGACUUUCGCACCGCCUUCUGGCGACUCACCUGCCGGCCCAUCUGCAAGCAGAAGCGUCCGCCCAACCACCUGGCCAUGUUCCGUGGCUAGUUCCCAGGUGCUGGAUCAUGGAGCACUUGAGGGUGUCACAGUCACUAGUCGCACAAUCGAAGCUCAGUUUGGUGGGUGGGCUACUUACAGGAAAUAUCUCAGGCAUAUCUUUCACCCUUUCCCUUUUGCCGCUUCACAAACUUUCAACUUCUCACAAAAGAUUCAAGAAAGUUUUAGGACCUGGGCUCAGAUCACUGGGAAAUGUAAUUGCAGAAGGCUUUUGGUCUGACUUCUUUGCGUCUCUCAGAAAUGCUAAUAAAAGUCACAUUUCAAUGCCUUAUUUUACAAAUGAAUGGAGAAGAAAUGCCAAUAAAAUAAUGUAUUUAGAGUAAUUAUUAUGGAAAAACAAUUAAUUACUUUUUAUUCAAAAUAUUAAGAUUGAAUUCAGUUUGUUCGUAAGCUUUGUUCUUUUUUAUUUAACUUAAUAUGAAAUGGUUUAAUAACAAU
Molecule: messenger RNA, 2313 nt
Organism: Drosophila rhopaloa
Lineage: Eukaryota; Metazoa; Arthropoda; Insecta; Diptera; Drosophilidae
Gene: TyrRII
Product: 5-hydroxytryptamine receptor 1B
Exons: 5
Coding region: 139-1866 (575 amino acids)
Biological process (GO): adenylate cyclase-activating adrenergic receptor signaling pathway
Cellular component (GO): membrane
Molecular function (GO): G protein-coupled receptor activity
Source: RefSeq, a predicted model, not a curated record